AUGGGUAUGUUCAGAGACACCACUUCUGCGCUUGCGAAAGGACUGGGGUCACCUCUGUUCCAUCUUAUCAAGCAGUCAAAAGAACGAGAAGGCCAAACUGAUCAGCCUGAGCCCCCUUCCACUCUCAAUCUGCCUCUCCAACAUAAUCACACUGCAGCAGACCUCUAUCUUUCUCCUGUGAGAUCUCCUAAGAAGAAAGCACCUCCUCUAAGUGCUACUUCCACUCCAGAUGGUCAGCCAGCUGCGACCCCCCAAACACAGAAACCACAGAAAUCUACCUCCCUCUCUCUGUUCUACAAAAAAGUGUAUCUACUGGCCUAUCUUCGACUACAUACCCUGUUCUUUCGGCUUCUCUCUGAACAUCCUGACCUGGAACCCUUGAUCUGGACCCUCUUCCAGCACACCCUGCAAAAUGAGUAUGAACUUAUGAGAGACAGGCACUUGGACCAGAUUAUGAUGUGUUCCAUGUAUGGCAUAUGCAAAGUAAAGAAUGUAGAUCUUAGAUUUAAAAUAAUAGUUUCGGCAUACAAGGAGCUUCCCAACACAAACCAAGAGACUUUCAAACGUGUUCUUAUCAGGGAAGAACAGUAUGACUCCAUUAUAGUCUUCUACAACUUGGUGUUUAUGCAGAAGCUGAAAACGAACAUUUUGCAGUAUGCCUCCAACAGGCCUCCCACUCUGUCACCUAUCCCACACAUUCCUCGCAGCCCGUACCAGUUUUCCAACUCUCCUCGGCGUGUCCCUGCUGGCAAUAACAUCUACAUCUCACCCUUGAAGAGCCCAUACAAAUUCUCCGAUGGGUUUCAGUCACCCACAAAGAUGACUCCAAGGUCUAGAAUUUUGGUGUCGAUUGGUGAAUCAUUUGGGACUUCUGAAAAGUUUCAAAAAAUAAACCAGAUGGUGUGCAACAGUGACUGCCAGCUAAAACGCAGCGCAGAAGUAAGCGCUGCUCCUAAGCCACUGAAGAGGCUGCGCUUUGAUAUAGAAGGGCAGGACGAAGCAGAUGGAAGCAAACACCUACCCCAGGAGUCCAAGUUCCAACAAAAGCUUGCAGAAAUGACAUCUACUCGAACAAGAAUGCAAAAGCAGAAGCUGAACGAUGGAAGCGAUACCUCAGCCAGUGAAGAAAAGUGAGAUUCUUCUCAGGACCAGGGGCUGCACUGCAGGCCCUCUUAGCUUGUUUUUGUUUUACAGCCUUCAUUAAUUGAGUUGCCUUUUUAGUUGCUUUUUAUUCCGAACUGCUAGUUGAAAGCAUUUGGACUUUUUAAAUUUUUACAUGUUUUUCAUGAUACUUUGCCUUAUGAUGUAGCAUAUAUACAAUGUAAGCCACUGAAUUUAAUUUAUAUAUUUUUUUGAGGAUUUUAAAAACAGACUUGGAAGGUGUCUUAGUUUCCUAUUGCAACAUUACUGAUUUAAGCCAAUUCAGUCUGCUUGGAUUGAAUUUUUCUGUCUAAAGACAAAAUGUUAGCUAGAAUGAUUUGAAAUGCACUAAUUUUGUUUCUUAGAUUUCAUUUUUUAGAUUUUCAGUACUUGCAAAUUUUGAAAAUGAGGGGCCAGAUACUGCAAAGCUUUCUGUCUCUGUAUAUAAUUAGCACAUCAAAUUCCCAUUAACUUAAACUGCACAGCAGUCAUAGACCUCGCAGAGUCAGGGCCUCGCAUUAGCAGUACAACCUGAAUUCAAAGUGAACUCAUUAUGGAGCCGUACUACUGAAACCGAUAUUUAGCGUUUUGUAGUUUUCCUUCCCCAGCUCUCGCCUCAGUGUAACUUCAGAGGGCAGGUACGCUGUCCAUCGGUUUGAAUUUCAUGGAAUAUGAAUCCCGCAGAGAUUCCUCCCAGAAGCCGAAGCUUCUUCCCGUAUGCAGAGUACUCGAUGUGCACUUUCGUAUUUUGGAAAAUCUCAAUUAUUAAAAAGAAGAAAGAACCCCAAACCUGCAUCCCACCUGGUACACGUAAGAUUUCAAAAUUCUAAUGAUGUAGAAUUUUCCUGAUUUCUUCAAGUUUCCACCUAGCUGUAGCCAAGCCAAACAGCUUGAGAAACAGGCACCAAACCUGUUUCCUCUAGCUGAAAGCUGAGUGUCUCCAGUUGGGUUCCAGGUAAGAGUAGCCUGGUCUCUAAAAGCACAGGGCAUCUCCCGUUGGCCUUACUGCAGCGACUGCACAAAAGCCGAACUUGAUGAGCCCAUGUUGGGAAAAUCAGUCUGCCUUCUUUUACUGAAAAGGCAGAGUUUAAUAGGCAACUUGUGAACUGUUCACAACUAGCAAAAAAAACCCCCCACCCAAACCCCACAACUUUUUUUCAGCUUACAUGUUUGUAAGUUACCGAUUCAGAUACUGGCAUUUUUCUUGCAAUGAUAAAGGGUUUGCAAAAUAGUCAGUUAAGGAAAGCACAUUUUACUUCCAGUGGAUUAAAAUGUAAGUAAAUAAAUGAAGUCCUGCUUUAAAAUUACCCAUUUUUAUGAAAUUUAGCUUUCGCAGCUACUUAAAUUAAAACAGUUAUAGUAGACAAGCCUGCUAUUCAUUAUGCAAACAUUUUAAAACAUCUUCUCCAGGUAGCUUAUUUAGAAAUUGUUUAGCUGAACCUAGAAUACUUACACUAGUACAUUUUAAAGAUCAGUUCUUGCCUUGAACGGAUGCUAAUCCUAGAGCUACUAAAAAUUCUACGAGCAGCACACUGAUUUGUCAAUGAAUUUUAAAAUAAAAUUGAGUUAUUUUUUUAGUCUCAAUAUGGCUUGAACUUUCUUCCUGAAAAACGUACAGAAGUGUUAGAGUACCUUAUGUUUAUUUUCUCACCUUUUGCAGUUUUACAGACAGAAGGUAGGUUAACAUUGGGGUACACCGACUGUAAGCUCUGUUACAGCUGUUGAGGUUCUUCCACGACCCUUUGGCUAGAGGGGUGACGUUACAGAGUCCAGGACCUAAGCAGUUGUAUUAUUUCUUUACUGUGACAACGUAUUUUUUUGUUCAGACAGACUGAAGGCUUUACAUCAAAUGUAUGAUAAUAUUUUAUACAACUAAUCAGUUUCUCUCCUUUCAAGAUAAAUAAAAUAGCUUUUAAAAGAUU
Messenger RNA from Aptenodytes forsteri (emperor penguin), 3062 nucleotides. RefSeq names its product retinoblastoma-associated protein-like. The transcript is spliced from 11 exons. Gene Ontology annotation, molecular function: RNA polymerase II transcription regulatory region sequence-specific DNA binding. Bases 1 to 1134 code for a protein of 377 amino acids. The record is from RefSeq and is a predicted model, not a curated record. Gene Ontology annotation, cellular component: chromatin; Rb-E2F complex; nucleus. Lineage: Eukaryota; Metazoa; Chordata; Aves; Sphenisciformes; Spheniscidae. Gene Ontology annotation, biological process: cell morphogenesis involved in neuron differentiation; negative regulation of G1/S transition of mitotic cell cycle; regulation of transcription by RNA polymerase II.